Messenger RNA from Dermochelys coriacea (leatherback sea turtle), 7272 nucleotides. It is a transcript of the gene TBC1D8B, whose product is annotated as TBC1 domain family member 8B. The record is from RefSeq and is a predicted model, not a curated record. The coding region runs from base 1 to 2964 and encodes 987 amino acids. The transcript has 18 exons. Lineage: Eukaryota; Metazoa; Chordata; Testudines; Dermochelyidae. Gene Ontology annotation, molecular function: calcium ion binding.
AUGACUGAGGCCCAGUCUUACAAGGAGCUGAGCACCGUCAACUCCCAUUGCAGUCAAUGGCAGUUGAGUGCAUUCAGCACAUGGAAGGAUUGGGCUAUAAAACAGAGAAAGCAACUACAUCAGGCGACUAAUGAGCAGCACUCACACCUGCUUAUACUCAUAUUUUCAGUAAAACUCGUUAUCUCCUGGGAUGAAAUCUCAAAACUUGAAAAGACCUCCAAUGUGAUCCUGACAGAGAGUAUUCAUGUGUGCUCCCGUGGGGAGGAUCACUACUUUUCCAUGUUUUUGCACAUUAAUGAAACGUUCCUUCUUAUGGAGCAGCUGGCAAACUACGCAGUAAGGAGACUUUUUGACAAGGAGACAUUUGAAAGUGACCUAGUCCUCCAUGAUCCUCUGCAAAUCACCAAGAGGGGCCUGGAGAACCGAGCCCACAGUGAGCAGUUUAGUGCAUUCUUCAGGCUACCCAAAGAAGAGACCCUGAAGGAAGUGCAUGAAUGCUUCUUAUGGGUACCUUUCUGCCACUUCAACACACUGGGAAAAAUGUGCAUUUCAGAGAACUACAUCUGCUUUGCUAGCCAGGAUGGCAGUCUCUGCAGCAUAAUCAUUCCCCUAAGAGAGGUCAUAGCAGUGGAGAAGGCUGAUCCAGCUAACAAAGGAGUCAGCAUUAGUACCAAAGGAAAAAGAGCUUUUCGUUUUACUGAGGUUAAGGAUUUUGAACACCUGGUAGCAAAGCUCAGGAUCAGAAGUGGUACAACUUCAAGUCCACAUCACACUGCAAGUACGGAGGUUGCCACUACUUCUAACUCUGACAAUCUGGUGGAUUAUUAUGAAGGACCGUUAAUGGCAGGUCAGAAAGGCAGCAGCACGACUGUUAGCACAGAAGCUCUAAUGACCGUAUUCCACCCUCAGGAUGCUGAUAAUCUUGACUCUAAAAUGUUGAAAGAAAAAAUGAAAGAGCAGUCCUGGAAUAUCCUCUUUGUAGAGUAUGGACGUGGCGUUAGCAUGUUUCGGACAAAGAAGACUCGAGAUCUAGUUUUAAGAGGGAUCCCAGAGACCUUACGAGGAGAGCUCUGGCUGCUCUUCUCAGGUGCUGUUAAUGACAUGGCUACAAACCCCGGUUAUUACUCUGAAGUGGUGGAAAAGUCCCUAGGAACCUGCACUUUGGCUACUGAUGAAAUUGAACGAGAUUUGCGUCGCUCCCUGCCUGAGCAUCCAGCCUUUCAGAGCGACACUGGUAUUUCUGCACUCAGGAGAGUUCUUACAGCCUAUGCGUACAGGAAUCCCAAGAUUGGAUACUGUCAGGCAAUGAAUAUUUUGACAUCCGUGCUGCUACUUUAUGCUAAAGAAGAAGAAGCUUUCUGGCUAUUGGUUGCUGUGUGUGAAAGAAUGUUACCAGAUUAUUUCAAUCGUCGAAUCAUUGGGGCCUUGGUGGAUCAGGCAGUGUUUGAGGAACUCAUCAGGGAUCACCUGUCUCAGCUGACGGACUACAUAACAGACAUGACGUUCUUCUCGUCUGUCUCUCUCUCCUGGUUUCUUACCCUCUUUAUCAGCGUGCUGCCCAUUGAAAGUGCAGUCAGUGUGGUGGACUGUUUCUUCUAUGAUGGGAUAAAGGCAAUCUUGCAACUGGGUCUGGCAGUACUGGACUACAACAUGGACAAGCUGCUUACCUCUAAGGAUGAUGCAGAGGCAGUGACUGUUCUAAACAGAUUUUUUGACAGCGUCACUAACAAGGACAGUCCAUUGCCUCAAGCUGUGCAGCAGGCUUCAAACCUGAACGAUACAAAGAGUUACCACCCAAAAGUGGACAUAACUGACCUGAUCAGAGAGUCAAACGAAAAAUAUGGUGAUAUUCGAUACGAGGAUGUUGAAAGCAUGCGCUGCAGGAACAGGCUGUAUGUGAUCCAGACCCUAGAAGUUACUACAAAACAGAAUGUGCUGCGUGUUGUGUCCCAGGAUGUAAAAUUCAGUCCUAGUGACCUGGAUGAGCUUUAUGAAUUAUUCAAGAAGGAGCAUUUUCUGUCUUGUUACUGGAGUGCAAAUAGCCCAGUCCUGAGACACCAUGACCCCAGUCUGCCAUAUCUGGACCAGUAUCGGAUCGACUGCCAGCAGUUCAGGGUCCUCUAUCAUCUCUUGAGUCCAUGGGCACAUUGUGCAAACAGGGACUCUCUUGCACUGUGGACAUUCAGAUUGCUGGACGAAAACUCCGAUUGCCUUAUAAACUUCAAAGAAUUUGUCUGUGCACUUGAUGUCAUGUAUAAUGGAAGUUUCACUGACAAACUAAAGCUGCUUUUUAAGCUGCACAUCCCUCCAGCUUUUACUGAAGUGGAAUCUCUAAGCCCUUCCAAAGGUGAUGAUCUUUCAAAAGAAGAGCUGAUUCAUUUCAGUCAACUCAAUGUUUCCUCUCCUGUGGAUAGUCAGGAAGCUGAUGCUUUGAAGAGAAGCCCAGAAAAAGGUAAAGAGAAGAUUGAUAUUCAGGCCUAUCUGAAGCAAUGGCAAGAUGAACUUCUUAAAAAAGAAGAAAAUAUUAAGGAUUUGCCUAGAAUGAACCAGUUCCAGUUCAUCCAAUUCUCAAAGACUUUAUAUAACCUGUUUCAUGGGGACCCUGAAGAGGAGUUGUUAUAUUGGGCUAUAGCGACUGUCACCAGCCUCUUGCUGAAGAUGGAAGAAGUUGGGAGAAGACUACAAAGCCCCAUCUCACCAGCCAAAAGCCCAGCUUCUGCAGCAGAAUCUAGCACUGACAGCCAGAGCGCACGGAAGAAAGACAGUGCACCCCAACAGACUGAACGCAGGAGUGUACAAAGCCCUCGCAAAGAUGACCAUGAAUGGUCUUUUGCCUUUGAGCAGAUCCUGGCAUCCUUGUUAAAUGAACCAGCUUUGGUGAGAUUUUUUGAGAAACCUCUAGAUAUAAAAGCCAAAGUAGAAAAUGCUAAAACUUCACAAUUAAAAGCGAGAACCAGAGUAUAGUUUUUUCACCUUUGCACCCUGUGUAACACAAAGGUCAUUGCUAUAGAAAGUGAGAAUUGUUUAUAUUGAGAAUGAGAUUUGAGGAUUUAGCUUUAACUACCAGAUAACAAUGUUUUGAAGUAAUUAAAAACACUUUGAAGCACAAUCACAUCUUUGUGUUCAUAAAUUUCAGUAUAGUUCAAAAAGGACAGAAAAGUAAACUGAAUUUUUACCAUAUUAUACAAAAUAUGCAAUAUUACUAAAAAAUAGCAAAUGUGACCCAUAGAGGGCACUAUUGCAAAACUUUCUGUAUGACUACUAUUACUGGUUGCAUAUAUCUUAAUUCUUUGUUGUGAUGAAUAUGAUGAUUUUCUGCCGUCUUCAUUUAUAAGUAGUACUUGACAUCUAAGUGUUUUACUUUCAGGCUGAUUUGAUUUCUAAGUAACCAUUUCUAAAUCUGCAUGUAAACUCACCAACCCAGGGCAAAAGCCUCAGUACUAAGAGCAAUAGAGUUUUUGGACUGGUAGCCUUGAUGGUUACAGGAGCAUUGUUGAUAAAGAAGGAAGUUGCCAUUCUUUUACUUGUUGCUGUACUGUAGUGUUAAUCUUUUCUUUAUCAGACUCCACUGGCUUCUAGUGAAUAGCUGGUGUCAGAGCUGAGCCUGAAUCUAUGCAAAAUUCAGACCAGAAUCCUGAUUUCCCAAAUGGCACCAUUUCUACACUGGAACUGUAUGCCCUAGGAUUUUGGGGACCCAGAUUUUGCAGCUCAGGUGUGAUUUCCAUUUGAAUCUGCUUUGUUACCUUUGAAUCUAAGCUCAAUCUUGUAAUUGUUCAUCUUUUGCCAUUGGUUUUCCCUUUUGGAUUAUUACCACUGUAAUAGUUUAUAUCCAUCAGGACAAAUAGCAGCAACAAAAUCCUUUGGAGUCUGAAAGUCAGGAUUUUUUAAUAUGCCAGCUGGAAAAAAAGCAACUUUUUUGGGGCAUCAUCAACGAAGGAGCUCUCUCUUUAUUGUAAGGAUCCUUUGAGGCAAGCUCUGCUAAUUGUUACUGAGAAAAAUUGUUGACUCGAACACUGUGUAGCGUGCACUAAAGUGGGUUUGAAGAAACGGGGUCGGGGGGGAGAAAACCUUGUAUUUUUACAAAAAUGAUAAGCUGCAAAUGUUAAGUAGUAAACUGCUUAAAAAUGCAUAUUUUUAAGGCAUGAAUUACAAUCUUUCACUGCAAAGCAGCACUGUUUUUAUAAGGUGUGUGUUAUUUGUAAAGAAUUAGGACAGGAGGUGGUACCAAUAUUAGGUGCUUUUUCUAUGUUGCUUACACGGAGUAGAAACAAAACUAAGAUUUCUGAACUUGGCUGUAUAUUGCAAAACAGUGUUGAAAUUCUGUCACACUGGGUGGGAGAAAAGUUACCAUGCCUCCUUGAAAGAAGCUGGCAACAGUUUUGUCCCUGGUCAAUAUCCAUGAACAUGUAUAACCAUUUCUUCCAAAUCUCAGGAAUUAAUGUAAAUUGAUCUCAACUAAAGGAAUAAUUUAAAAAAAUUGGAUAAUAAUAUAUACAGCAAGUGAAAUUAGGCAGCUUAUUUUAGAAGCUUAAAUGUGGCUUGAGGUAAUAUAAUUGAAGUGUGAAAAUCCUAUAUCCUUUCACAUGUAUAUUUCUAAGGCAGAGAUUGAUACUACUGCAUGGAUCUGUAUAUCUAUAUUUACUGAUUGUUUUCACUGCAUAUUUUCACUGUUUUAAAAACAAAAAGCAGGUAACUUUUUUGAUCUAGGCAAGGGCUUGAUUGAUCAGGCAAACCUUUACUCACGUGAGUAAACAGUGUGCAAGCAACCCCAUUGAAGUCAACGCAACUACUUGUGAAAAAGGCUGAGCAGCAUCAAGCCAUAUGUUUUUAAUUUCAGGCUUCAUUGUAGGUUAGCAAGUAUGGUGUAUUUGCCAAGCAAGAUAAGUUAAAGGCUUAUUGAAUUUUUGUGGUGGGUGGGGAAACAAGUUAUAAAAAGAGUUAGACGCAGGUUAAAUUAUAUGCAAGAAGAAGGUGUUAAGUCUGCAAAAUGUAGUAGACGUGAUAUUAAAUGGCUGUUAUGCAAAAAUAGGCACUUUUACAAAUGUUACGCACUUUCUAUUAAUAUUAAUCAAAAGGACCAUAGAGAGAGCCAAUUGUAUAUCAAUUCUGUACCUGCAUCUAUAGUAUAAUUGUCACACAUAUGUUUAUACACAGAAUGACCAGCAUACAUGUAAAGUCUGUUUAAAACUAAAAGUUAGGGGUAUAAUUGUUUGUUAUCCCAAGAAAUUCGUUAUAGUUUGUUUAUUAUAGAUUUUUGAACAAAGAAAAUGUAAUGUUUGUUUUUGUCAUUCCUUUAUACACCUGUGUUCUGAUCCAGCAAAAAAUUGCCUUGACCUUCGGUUCCAUGUGAGCUCUAGAUAGUCGUGAUUGAUGGGUCAGCCUUGCAGGGCAAAGCCUCCUCAAGAAAAUCAUCUUUCUAUAGGAUGGCAAGGAGUUGCACAGGUGCUCUAGUGGGAAGAGCUCAUGAAACUCCAGGUGCUUGGAGGCUGCGGACCAGCUUAUGAUCCCUCUCACACCAGUUCUUAGUCCUGAUCUGGAACACCCUUAAUAUUUAGUACUAAGUAUUCAAAUGUAGGAUUUGAAGCACGUGGGUGAGUGUUUGUUUGCAGGAGAUCAAAGGAGAGGAUUUUGCUUCACACAGUGCUGAGUGAGUUUAGAAUCUGGCCCUCUGUCUCUUUUGUGUCCCUUUCCUACCCCACUCAUUGUGGAGAUGGCCUGGCUAACAAAAUAUAUAGAAACUUAGUUGGAGGCAAAACCCUCUUCCUCCUCCCCAUUGACUCUCUCUGCUGUGGGAUUCCCUACUCUAAGGUGACAAAGGAAUAAUAUCUGGGCUAACCACUCUACUUACAAGUGCUCUAGCGGAGUUAGCAGGCAGGCAUAUCUGCAUCUGGGAGCUUUGACCCCUUUAAAAUUCUCUGUGGUGAUGCAGAGAGUAACCCACCCUUCUGGCUUAGGAUAUUGUGGGAGACUGCACAUCCCCUGGUUUCUUUUGAAUAAGCCCAAUUGCCAUAUAUUGAUGAGUAUUGGACUGAGCAGAGUUUUUGGGCAAAGAUCCAGGCAGUUGCAGAACCUACUCAGCCACUGCCUAGAAGGAACUUCCCAUUGGAAUCUUCAGUAACUUUUGUAAGGGCCGGCAGCUAGAGGUGAUUUUUGCCCUAGGGAGGGCCCCAUAAUAUCCUUCCCUCCCCCCCCCCCACACACACUGACAUGGCCAGGCAUUUUCAUGAAAAAAGUUCCCUCCUUUUUUAGGAGGGGAAAUGUAUAUUGCAUCCAAGAUAAAACUGGCAUUGAUUUUGGGGGAAGUUUAUCUGGAUACAGUUUGCUAAUAUUAAUGUUUUUGUAUUCCUUUUCAUUUCUUAAAUUGGAUUAGGUGGUAUGUGAAAACAUCAGCAUGACUUUAAAGACGAUACAAUCACACGGUUACCCCACUAUGUCAGGUACUGAGAGCAGGUCAGGACAAUCUUUUAGCUAUCAGUAUGAUCUUGGUAAUUUUCCCUCCCUCAGGCACUCUUGCUGGGCAUAUAAAAUGUCUCUCUAAAAUGAGUGAAGAAAAGCCAAACUACCAAUCCAAGGGAACGGCUAACAAAAAGGUGGUGUGCCCCUGAGGCAAGUGAACUAAAAAGGUUUUUUUUUUUUUUUUUUUUCAUCUACCUCAGCAGCACAGUCAGAACUGUGGCAAGAUUGACCACCCUUCUGGACACACUGGUGACUUUUUAAUAGUUUCAGCUGGGAAUGGCAAAUUCACUGUCGGGCUCCCACUAAAAUCACUGGGUGUUACAUUUACAGAUUGAAGGAAGAGCAGAACCCAAUAUUGUAAUUGUUUGAAAAAGACAAGCACUUUAAUGUUUUCUAGGAAGUUAGGGGUGAGCACAGUCAUAUGGUUCUAAAAAGCACUUAAGGUUCACUCCAUCCAACACAGUAAUUGUUCAGUACUUGUAGCUGGCCAUAACAUACUGAUCUUGUUUUUAGUAGUUUGCCAGCAUGGCAACUAAGAAAGGGAUAUGUUUAUUUACAUUAAUAAAAGAGCCUCCAUCCAGUUGUACUAUACAAAAUUCUUAUAUUUAAUUGUAAUUGUUGUUUGAAUAAAAGAGUUUCUUAACGGAAGUAUUCCAAUUGAUUUCCAGAGAAAUACAAUAUUUUGUCUUUUUGCUACAGUUAUCACCAAGCAUUCAAAACAUGUUUAUGUGCCAGCAUGUUGGCUUUUUAUACAAUGUACUGUAUGCAGUAAAAGUACUAUAAGUAAUGAGGUGUCAAUAAACUUGCUUCACUUAA